Molecule: messenger RNA, 2287 nt
Organism: Vigna unguiculata (cowpea)
Lineage: Eukaryota; Viridiplantae; Streptophyta; Magnoliopsida; Fabales; Fabaceae
Gene: FAS2
Product: Transducin/WD40 repeat-like superfamily protein
Biological process (GO): DNA replication-dependent chromatin assembly; nucleosome assembly
Cellular component (GO): nucleus; CAF-1 complex
Molecular function (GO): protein binding
Source: RefSeq, a predicted model, not a curated record
GUUGACAAACAUGCAUGUAGUUUUUUUUAAUCUGUUUGCUGAUUUUAAUGGUGCUGUCUUAAACAAAGUAAAGAAAGAGUUUGAUAUGAUAUAGUGUAGGUUAAAAAAAAAAAUAGAGUGGUGUAGCUAGAUUGCAUUUCCCGCCAAACUAGAAGGGGAGCGCGAAACUCAUUACUUCAUUUUUUUCAUUUUUUCCAUGUUGCUUCUUCUUCUACAUUCUAAACCUAAACCUUCGAAUCGGAAGAAAAUGAAGGGUGGCACGGUUCAGAUUGUCUGGCACGAGAGAAAACCUGUCUUAACCCUCGAUUUUCACCCUCUCUCCGCCACUCUCGCCACCGCCGGCGCCGAUUUCGACAUCAAGUUUUGGUCGAUAAAGCCCUCGGGCACGGAGAAGCUCCCCUUAGUUUCCUAUCUCAGUAACCUCACUUAUCAUAGCUCUGCAGUGAAUGUUAUUCGCUUCUCAUCUUCUGGGGAAUUGCUGGCCUCUGGUGCUGAUGGAGGGGACCUGAUAAUAUGGAAGCUAAAUUCUUCCGAUACUGGUCAGACAUGGAAGGUUAUGAAGAUGUUACGAUCUCAUCUCAAGGACAUUUUGGACCUGCAAUGGUCUUCCGAUGCCAAAUAUAUCAUAUCUGGAUCAGUUGAUAAUUGUUGCAUUAUAUGGGAUGUUAACAAAGGAACUAACCUUCAGACGUUGGAUGCCCAUGCGCACUAUGUUCAGGGGGUUGCAUGGGACCCUCUAGGGAAAUAUGCUUCUUCUCUUAGUUCUGAUAGGACUUGCAGAAUUUACAUGAAUAAGCCUCAUAAAUCAAAAGGCACUGAAAAAGUUAAUUAUGUUUGCCAGCAAGUCAUUUCUAAGGCAGAUCAGCCAUUAUUUAAAAAUUCUCAGGAUACAAAAAUUCACCUCUUCCACGACGAGACAUUGCCAUCUUUUUUCAGAAGAUUAGCAUGGUCUCCUGAUGGUUCAUUUUUAGUUGUGCCUGCAGGUUCUUACAAAACUAAUACUGCAUCUGAGGCUGUGAAUGCGGCUUACAUAAUUUCUCGAAAAGAUCUUUCUAGGCCUGCUAGACUGCUCCCCAGCACAAAUAAAGCUGUUGUAGCGGUCCGGUUCUGUCCCAUAAUUUUUAAACUUCGGGGAACGAACUCUCUCGACUCAGUUGGGGUAUUCAACCUCCCAUAUCGCAUCAUAUUUGCCCUAGCCACUUUGAAUUCGCUGUACAUUUAUGACACCGAGAGCAUAUCUCCGUUAGCUGUAUUAGCUGGUCUUCACUAUGCCGCAAUAACAGAUAUUACCUGGUCAUCUGAUGCUCGUUAUCUGGCAUUGUCAUCACAAGAUGGUUUCUGCUCUUUGGUAGAAUUUGAAAAUGACGAACUUGGAUCACCUUACUCUUUAUCUGAAGGAAAAGUCGAGGAGGAUAGUAAGAGUACUGUACAGACAGGCAAUAACACUGCCACUGUACCAACUGGGAAUUUUGGUGCAGUUCUAUCAGAGAGCAAGGACAUGGAAUUAGAAGCGCGGGCUGGUGCGUCUGGGAAUAUAGGUGCUGCAAUAUCAGAAAACCAGAGCACUGUUACCCAAGAGAAGCCUGACAACAUGGUCAUCGAGGCAACUGGGAAUGUUGAAGGGGUUAUAGCCAAUAGUAGGAAAAAUGAAGCAGAAGAGAAAACCGAUGACAUGGUUAUUGAAACAACUGGAAGAAUUGGUGCUGCUGAAUUAGAUAGAAAAAGAAAAGCUGAACCAGAAGAUAAUGCAGCGAAACAGCCAUGGAAUUUGGGUACAGUUAGUUUUGGAGCUCAAGACAAGGCUGGGCAACAAUUGUCCAGUUCGAAGAGUACACCCUUGUCUAAUAAGCCAGCCAGGAAGCGUAUUACUCCAAUUGCCCUUGAUCCAUGAUUUUUCAAUUGCUGAGAAAUUCCAUCCAUGUCCGUCUUUGUACAUCUUUUUGUGCGCCAUUUAUUCGGAAGUCACACGUUUCCCCUUCGUCGUUUUCAUUGUUUUUGACCUAUUCUGUAAUAUAGGUUCCAAUAUCAUAGUGAAAACAAUCUUCAUCUGGAGACUUCUCUGGACCUCUUUUUCUUCUCUUGUCCCAUCAUCAAUGGUCGAAAGAUUAAAUAAGUGCAGGAAUGGCAAAGGAAAUUAAUUGCGAAGUCAGGGUAGAUGCGAAAGACAAGCAUGACAUAUCGGUUACAUGUAUUUAUAGAUCAGGGAUGUGUUUUAUUUGCUUAUUUUCGAUAGGUACACUUAACUGCAUAAUUUUCUCAGCUUAAAAGAAAAUUUUUUCUUCCGUAA